ACCGACAGACAGACACAGACUGGGAAGCUGAGCCCUCCGCCCCCAAUCCGCGCCAGCGCCGCCACAACCCGCUCCCAGGUCGCCCGUCCAGCCAGCCCUCGCCAGGGUUCCUGUCGUGCCCAGCCCCAGACCUCCAGCUCCUCGGCGCCUCGGCUUCGCCAUGCGCUCCGCUGCUGUCCUGGCGCUUCUGUUCUGCGCCGGGCAAGUCAUUGCCUUUCCUGUGAACAGCCCUAUGAAUAAAGGGGACACCGAGGUGAUGAAGUGCAUCGUUGAGGUCAUCUCUGACACGCUCUCCAAGCCCAGCCCCAUGCCUGUCAGCCAGGAGUGUUUCGAGACACUCCGAGGAGAUGAGCGGAUCCUCUCAAUCCUGCGACAUCAGAAUUUGCUGAAAGAGCUCCAAGACCUUGCUCUCCAAGGUGCCAAGGAGAGGGCACAUCAGAAGAAACACAGCAGUUUCGAGGAUGGACUCUCAGAGGCUCUGGAGAAACAGAAUGACCGGGCCGAGCUGAAAGAGGCAAUGGGAGGAGCGUCCUCCAAGGAUGCUACGGAGAAAAGAGAAGAUCCUAAAGAGACAGAGAAUGGUGGAGACACAGAUAGAGCCAGGCCCCAGGCCUCCCCAGAGCCCGGCCAGGGGUCCAAGUUCGAGGAGGACAGUCAGGCCCUGGGGGAGCAGGAGGCCGCCAACACGGACCCCCGAGACAAAGUUCCCAGCCAGAAACACCCAGGCCCACAGGCUGAGGAAGACAGCAAGAGCCACACCCAGGGCCUGGUGGACGGAGAGAAGGGCAUGGAUGCAGAGCAAGGGCAGCAGACCAAGCGAGAAGAGGAAGAGGAGGAGGGCGCAGAGGCUGGAGAGAAGGCUGUCCCUGAAGAAGAAGGCCCCACUGAGGAAUUUAACCCCCACCCAAGCCUCGGGUACAAGGAGAUCCAGAGGGGCGAGACUGCUCCAGGUUGGUCCGAGGCUCUGGCCAUCGAUGGAGCCAGGAAGUCUGGGGCUGAGGAGGCUCAGCGCCCCCAGGCGAAGGGGGAACGGGAGCACUCCCGGCAGGAGGAGGAGAUGGCAGAGGCACCUCAAGGCCCCUUCCCGGGCGGGAAGAACCGGGAGCUGGAGCGGGAACAGGAGGAGGAGCAGCUCUCCAAGAAGUGGGAGGACGCCAAGGAAUGGAGCAAGAUGGACCAGCUGGCCAAGGAGCUGACGGCCAAGAAGCGGCUGGAGGGGGAGGACGAGGAGGAUGACCCUGACAGCUCCAUGAAGCUCUCCUUCCGGGCCCGGGCCUACAACUUCGGGGGCCCUGAGCUGCAGCUGCGUCGAGGCUGGAGGCCGUCCUCCCAGGAGGACAGCAUGGAGGCAGGCCUGCCCCUCCAGGUGCGCAGCUACCCGGAGGAGAAGAAGGAGGAGGAAGGCAGCGCCAACCGCAGACCAGAGGACCAGGAGCUGGAGAGCCUGGCAGCCAUCAAGGCGGAGCUGGAGAAGGUGGUCCACCAGCUGCAGGCGCUGCGGCGGGGCUGACGCCCCACCCGCCACCCCCGGCCCAGCCAGGGCCCCGAGGCAGCCAGUGGUCCCGGCUCUGUUGUCCCCUUUGCAGGUCCUGGCCAGACGGCCCGGGUGCUGCUUCUGGUAGAGAGGCUGCUCCCAGCCUGCCCAAGCCCAGGCUACCCCGUUGCCCCCCUCAGUCCUUUCUUCCAGCUCUUGACUCCCGCCCCCGUGCGCCCUCUGCAGGGCAGACCCCCUCCCCACCCCCGACACCCCCGCCACGACUUUAAAUGGUGAUCUUUUCUCUCUGGACACAGGCAGCUUUCUAGAAGUUUCCUUUCCACCGUCAGAGCCAUUGGGCACAACUGCAAUAACUUCUGACCUUUUGGUGAAAGCUGAGACCUCCUAACUGUAAUAUAUUCUGUACAAAAUUUAUCUAAGGAAAAAUAAAUCUGCUCUGGGC
This is a messenger RNA of Neogale vison (American mink), 1937 nucleotides long. RefSeq names its product chromogranin A (gene CHGA). The transcript is spliced from 8 exons. Gene Ontology annotation, cellular component: chromaffin granule. NCBI's taxonomy places the organism in Eukaryota, Metazoa, Chordata, Mammalia, Carnivora, Mustelidae. The coding region runs from base 161 to 1510 and encodes 449 amino acids. Gene Ontology annotation, biological process: negative regulation of catecholamine secretion; negative regulation of insulin secretion; defense response to bacterium. The record is from RefSeq and is a predicted model, not a curated record.